UAUUAGGUUCGGGUUAAAAUUGUUAUGGUUCGAGGCACUUCUUCAAUCUUGACGGAUCGUCAAGAUAUUGCGGAGCUGUUUAGCUGCAACUACCACAGCGCGCAUUGGCCGUUAGAAUUAUACGGGGGUACCACACGAUCUCUGGGUACGCGGCAAUAAUCCGUAUAUAAACGUUGCUGGAAAUUUUGAGCAAGAAUCUUGGCUCAGCUCUAAACAUGCCAACAACAACAAUAUCGUCGUAAAUGUAAGUGAGCAGGCGGCCAAAUAUUUGACUUGGCUGGCGGUAACCUGCCCCGUGCUUUCACUUGCCGCUUGGGAAAAGCAUUUUUCUUUACGUCCAAGGACGACAAAACGACCUGCGAUCACCGUAAGUCCGAAUUUUCGGGUGGCAGGGAAUGCACCCUGGAACCUGAUAAGCUGACAGCCCAAGCCCCCUCUAACGAGCGAGCGAUCCUGUGACUCUAGGUCUCGGGGCCCGCGGUGUUUUCGGAUAUUGUUGGUUGAUGUAAUAUGCGUUACAUCACGGAAAAAAGGGGUGAAGCUUUCCAUUCAGUUCGCAAAUCAAUAACAACAUUGGUUUAUAUAGAACCAUCACAAUAACAAACAAUGCACCUCAUAUCUUUUCACCAGGGUACGGACCUCCCUGAAGGGGUUACCUAUUAUAAGGCCAAAAAAGUUUGAUCGAAUGUGAGUACUUCUAAGUCCCGUCCUUAGUCAUUAUUAUAAACUGCAGGGGUCCCAACUAGUACCAAGUUGCUACUUUUUUCCGUCACGGCCCCUAGGCUGCAGGGUUUGGGCUGCGUUUUAAUUGCAAGCAUAUUGUUAGAACAUUCCCCACCGCACAUUCGGUUGACCUCAGCCUCAGGCUCAGCUGCGGCAGCAGACCUUCCAACUCCUCAAGUAGUGGGCCGUACUACCCCUCCGCGCCAUACAUACAACAAAUUUACAUUAUUAUAAAGCGGUACAACAAAAUUUUAGCAAAAAAAAAAAUCUGUCGCCUACUUACGAAUGUACCUGACUCGACACUAUUUGAUGAGCAGUAUAGGAAGCUUGAAUGUUUGAGACAAGUGCAGCAGCACUAGUGACCCUUCUGUGGCUCGCUGUUGUGAGGGCAGAGAGCGCGCAGGCGGAGGGCGAGCCUCGAGCGCGCCUGCGCCCCGCCCGGCACCGGCUCGCAGCCUCCGGAGCGGCGCGGCCCGUGACCUGCCAUGAAUCGCCACUGAGAAAACUUUGAGCUUACAAUGACCUUCUCAUUUCUAGACUGAUAAUAAACAUUGUACCUGUACAUUACCUGGUACUGAAACUCAGUCAGAAGUAUUUGAUAAAUAUUGUAGUUAUGUAUAUGCGCCGACCGCGACAUGUAUAUCUGUAACCGUGACAGUGCUAUCGGUGUCUUCGUACAUGGCUUCAUAUGUACGAAGACACUGAUAGCACUGUCAAUGGGACGACUAAGACUUGUUAUGAGGGACUGCAGUGCUAAAGUGGGAUUACUCAACAAAACAGUGCGAAUCUUCGGACCUCAUGGCUUGGGACAGAGUAAUCACAGAAGAGAACGCUGGUCAAUUUCCUUCAAUAGUCCAAUCUCAAGGGUUCAAUAAACUCAUUCUAUAAAAACGGGAAAUGUCCAGCAACGAGAGCUAUUUUCGACUUCCACUACCUCAGACCAUCACCCUAUACUUAUAUUAGUACUUGAAAAUCAAUUCCGCUUUUUAAAACUAUGAAGCGACGUCAACCAGAGGACUAAUACUUACUUUAAGAGGAUUUAACAAAAAGCGGAAUCGAAUAUUUGCGGUCAGCUGUUAUUGAGGUAGCUAUGCACGGAUAGCCGAGAGGUUAAAGUUACCACGCCAAACCUAGUGAUCCACAAAUGCUUAUCCUGAGUCUGGGCGCCUGAAACCCCCGCGAGGGAUUAACUUCUAAACUGCGAGAGGCGUUUUUUUUUAAACACCUUGAAAGUAAUUUUAUCAUAAUCAAAUUUCAUUUAUUCAAAACUAUCUGUUGCCUGGUACUCCGUCCGCGUGUUCCUGUUGUAAUAGUUCCUGUUUUCCCCCUUAAAAACGAAAUACCCAAGAACCGAAGUGCUCGUAUUUAAUUAUAUUACAUAAACAAUAUUUUAGCCAAAUAUCAAAGUCAUUCCAAAAAAGUGUACACUUGACAACCCUUUUUCCAGUUAAAAAGCUUUCAUGCUCAGACUAUUGGGUUCAGUAGUUUUGUCGUGAAUGUGAGACGGAGUAGUACUAAAAAAACUUAAAAUACGAUUGUAAACAGCACCACCUAUCGGCCGCCCGUUAAAGCUUCCUCAGUGUUAAAAAUACUACCUGUGUAACAAUUAAAUUAAAUGUGAACACGGUCCAGCCAAGUUCAAGCAAGAGAACUGGCAUGGUACUACCGGAUAGCUACACUGGGGCAAGCUGGGAGGCUUGCACCUGGCCCUGACCUCAAAGGAGCUUGCUGAUAACAAUCAUAAUAUUUUUGGGGAAUUGGGAAACUGGAGCCGGAACUCUGUCUUGCUGGUCGGCUGCUCGAGACCUGAGAGUGAGCUGAGCAGUGAGGAACCUGGACAGCCGCACGUCGCACCCCGGCGACGCGAGCAGCCGGCAGCUGCAUGUACAUGGCCGCGCGCACCGCUAGCGCCGCGCCUCCCCAGCCCCGAGCGAGAGCUAGAGCGAGCGCGGCCAGCCAGCCGCGGGCAUGCGGGCGCGAGCCUGGUCCUGGUGGGCGGCGCUGCUGCUGGGCGCGGUGGGCGCGCGCGAGCUGGACCCCGCCGCGUGUGCGCCGCGCUUCGAUGUACAGCACGAUAAGAUUAUCCGCACGGAGGAGUCGCGCGAGAUGGGCGCGCGGUACCUCUCCGAGCUGGACGUGGGCGCGCGCCACGAGUGCCUGCGCCUGUGCUGCGAGACGGACUCCUGCGACGUGUUCGUCUACGAGGAGAAGGGCCCCGGUAGCUGCUACCUGUUCAACUGCGGGCCACCCGAGGACUUCCGUUGUAAAUUUACGGCGCACAGUAACUUCAGCAGUGGCGUGCUGGCCAUCAGCCGCCGGCUGGCCGAGCUGCAGGACCAGGAGCGCCUCGCACACCACGAGCAGGAGCUUGCCAACUUAAGGAGCGGCACCAGCAGCACGGCCAGCACGAGCGCGGCCAGCACGGCGCCGCCGCGCCGCACGCCCCCGCCGCCCGCGCCCCCCACUCCCCCAUCCCGAUGUAGCCGCUACCAGUUCGAGUGUAGACGCGGCGGCGAAUGCAUCGCGGUGUACAACGCGUGCGACGGCGUAGCGCAGUGCGCGGACGGCAGCGACGAGGCGCCCGAGCUGGGCUGCCCGGCAGCAGCGCGCGCCCCCGCGCCCCCGCCGCCGGAGCGUGCGCCCGCGCCCCCACCCUCCACACCGCGCGCCACUGCGCCGCCCGCACAGGACAGCGCGGAGGCGGCUGUGGCCGACGUGCUACCGCCUGACGAACGAUGGCCGCACCGACUCACGCAGGCGCAGCCGCAACACCGCUACAAUGAGGCUCCGGCCAGCUCGCACAUCUUCAGCCACAAGGGCGGGCUGCUGCAGGAGCCCGAGGCGGGGGCACAGUUCCCCCCCUUCGAGCCGCCCUGGCCGCGCCGCCCCUGGCCGCAGCAGCAGCCCACUGGUCUGGAGAGCAUGUCGGGCGAGCGCGGCUGGGGCGGCGCCUACUGGCCGGAGCCGGACCCGCGCCGCGCCUGGCCCGUGCCGCGCCCCGACCAGCAGAUACCGGUCUACGUGCCCCCAAAGACGAUGCCCGAGAUUCCAGUAAUGUACACGAGUCAGCAGCAGACACUUCGCGACAGUCCUAAGAAGGGAUUCGAACUGAUGAAGAAGGAAGGUACGGAGCAUCCUCGCGCGGCGGAGGCGGCGCUGCCGGAGGACAAGGCCGCGCCCGCCGCGCCCACCGCCGCCGCCAAGCCUGCUGCCGACCAGAACGUGCAGGUAAACAAGCCUGCGGAAAACUUGGACAGGAAGAGUCUGGAAGCGGCCCACGAGCACUACCGCGCCAGCGACGAGCAGGAGGGGCUCAGCGAGCACCCGCCCGCCGCCAUGAUGCUGCUCGUCAUAGGUGAGCAUGCGGGGCAGCAGGCUGCAGGGGGCAGCAGGGGCAGUGCGGGCAGGGCUGACGCGCGGCGUGUUGCAGGGCUGGGCAUGCUGACGGCCAUGGCGGCGCUGCUGGUGCUGCGGCGGCGGGCGGCGCGGCGCCGGCGCGGGCGCGGCCGCUCGCCCUUCGCGCACGACGCCGACUACCUCGUCAACGGCAUGUACCUGUAGCGCCUCCACACUCCAUGUGUUUUUAUAAUGUUCAAAUUAAAUACAUGCCUUUCGGCCGACACCAUAGAUAAGCGUAAGCAUAAACUGUCACAUAUAGACUGUUGUAAAACGUACGAACACCUACAGGUAUAACACCUCGUGCUGCAGGCACAAACGGCUGCGUUGGCAGGUACAGUGGUAUUUCUUCUUUUCUCAUGUAUAUUUCUAUGACUAUGUUUUUUGAGCAACCGGGACCUACCACACGUGCGCGGAACGCAGGUGUUCCCGUCUCCAGCGUCGUCGCCAGCGCUGUGUUUGUAAAAACAAGUUUAUAUUCAUGUAUAGUAUUUCAAUAAACGUUAUACUGUCGUG
Trichoplusia ni (cabbage looper) is the source of this 4635-nucleotide messenger RNA. Its product is annotated as vegetative cell wall protein gp1. NCBI's taxonomy places the organism in Eukaryota, Metazoa, Arthropoda, Insecta, Lepidoptera, Noctuidae. The record is from RefSeq and is a predicted model, not a curated record. Gene Ontology annotation, molecular function: protein binding. The transcript has 11 exons. Bases 2692 to 4284 code for a protein of 530 amino acids.